This is a messenger RNA of Laccaria bicolor S238N-H82, 1530 nucleotides long. RefSeq lists its product as uncharacterized. Gene Ontology annotation, molecular function: transmembrane transporter activity. Gene Ontology annotation, cellular component: plasma membrane. Gene Ontology annotation, biological process: transmembrane transport. The transcript is spliced from 16 exons. The record is from RefSeq and is a predicted model, not a curated record. The coding region runs from base 1 to 1530 and encodes 509 amino acids. NCBI's taxonomy places the organism in Eukaryota, Fungi, Basidiomycota, Agaricomycetes, Agaricales, Hydnangiaceae.
AUGUACGAACAGUCAGGACCAUACCCAGGACCAACCCCGCAAUAUGGCCAGUCCCAAUACCCACCCUACGCCCCUCCCGCCCAGCCGUUAUAUGACAAUGGCGAUACCAAAAACCCAUACGAAGGGGAUCGAUUCAAGCCCAAAAAGAAGAUAAACGACCCCAUUUUCCUCAUCCUGUUUAUUCUUCAACUCGUUGGGUUCGCUGUUUUGUCAGCAGUCGCGUUACAUUCAUGGGUCUCCCAAGGAGGACUGGGCGGAGGAUUGGGAAAGUCAGGAAGUCACACGGGGACGUCGGUGACGUUGAACCGGAGCACCGUCUAUCUCUUGCUUCUAGUCACAGCAGCCGCGGUGCUCUUGUCCGCUCUCUAUCUUAUGCUGACACGCGCCUUUACCAAGAUAAUUAUGCACAUCACACUCAUCCUUUCAAUCCUUCUCAAUAUCGGAAUUUGCGUGUACUACUGGAUUACGAGAUAUUACUCUGGGGCCAUCAUCUUCACCAUCAUUGCCAUCCUCUCAGUUUUGUCCUACUUUGGCUUUAGAUCCCGCAUCCCUCUUGCGGCCCUGCUACUUCAAGUCGUCAUGGACGUUUCCAAGCAUCAUUUAAGCGUCUACGUUGUUGCCUUCACUGCGCUCUUUGUUCAGGCAGCACUGUCGGUCUGGUACACAUUCACUGUGAUCGCAACAUAUUCCAAGUGGACCCCUGGAAGUCCAUCCUGCGAUACCUCUAGUUGCAGCAGCGGAAAAGUCGCUGGACUCAUCUUCUUUGAAACAUUCUCAUUCGUCUGGACUUCUCAAGUCAUCGGCAACGUCUCACUAGCUACGCUUGCUGGCGGACCAUACGGAUCAUGGUACUACUUUGGUCCAAGAGAACUUGGCGAAAUGCCGAAGCAUCCUACCAUCUCUGCAUUCGGUCGAGCAUCCACCCUCUCCCUUGGCUCGAUUGCCUUCGGUUCAUUGAUCGUCACCAUUUUGGAAAUGAUUCGGCUCCUUCUCAAUGCUGCCCAGAAUAAUGCAAAUGCCGACGGACAUCCUGUGGAAGCUUUGCUUGCAUGCUGUGCCGCGUGCUUUAUUGGUAUUCUUGAGAGUAUGGUUGAAUACUUCAACAGAUAUGCAUACAUAGAGAUCGCUUUGUACGGAAAAGCAUAUAUCCCAGCAGCCAAAGAUACAUGGCGAAUGUUUAAAGAUCGAGGAAUCGAUGCUCUCGUCAACGAUUCUCUUGUCGGGAUGACGUUGAUGUGGGGAGCGUAUGCCAUAGGCCUCCUUUCAUCCCUAUUUGCAUAUCUCUACUUGCGGCUCACCGCACCUUCUUAUAAUGCAAGCGGUCAAUAUACGGCGCCCGUCCUGUUAUUUGCAUUUUUCAUUGGGCUCGUUUGUUCCACCACACUAUCGUCAGCAAUCGAGGCUGGUGUUUCAACAAUAUUCGUCGGACUCGGGGAAGAUCCACAGGUCUUGGCGAUCCGUGCUCCUGCGCUAUUCACGUUGAUUGCCGAUACAUACCCAGCUGUGACAAGAGGCGUUCCCCGAAACUAG